AUGUCGUUUGAAGAUCUUUCUAUUUUAAGAUAUAGCAGCUCCUAUGUGCAACCAAGCGGAACAGAUUUUAAAGAGGAACACCCAAGGAACUUCCAGGCCAAGUUUCGACAAUUUCCACAAAUGAUUUCAGAGGAGAUAUUGUUUGAAGAAAGUUGUGGACCCUUUAGUGUGAGUAGUGUGUUUGUGAGAGAUCCGCCACGACGGGAGUGGGAGCGGGGAGCAGGAGCAGGAGCGGAGCAGAUUGCAAUGGCCCAUUCGAGGACAAAGGAGAAUCUGUUGCCGAAAAGGUCAAGGAUCAAGUACAAACCAGAGCAGAUUGAGGUGUUGGAGAGAGUGUUUGAAGAGAACCAUUACCCCGAUACAUUACAGCAAGAACGGCUUGCCCUUGACCUUGAUAUAACAUUGGACAGAGUAUCAAUAUGGUUUCAGAACAGAAGGUCGAAAUUUAAACGGCAGCGUCAGGCAGAUCACAUGACCUGGAUGCGUAAACAGAUUUACCGAAGCACAGACUAUGAAAAUGGCGGCAAUGUGUUUGAAACGCCAAAACUACCGGCACUGUCGUCUGCUUGUCACGUUCUGAGUCCUAUAGAGGCACGUGUGCCGAGGGACGACAACAUAGCAGAUACGCAUUCUGGAUCUUCAAGUCCUUACAUGUGGAAUAGUGCAACAGCCGAAUGCACGAGACCACUAUUUCACAAUGACAACUACCAGCAACGUGCGCCGACAACUUGCCACUACAAUAUAGACCCGUCUUCUGCCUCAACUUGCUUGUCCGCACCUUCUCGGCUAGCAGCUGACUCCACCAGCACACCUCCUGCUAUGAUACAGCAAACGUAUAUGCCAUUGUUUGACAUGUUUCAUAUCUUUUCACCAACCACUGCGCCAUUUCAUGUGCCCAGUAUGCACACCCUCGCUCAGAGUCACGUGACAAGAUCUCGUCUGGAUGAGAGUGAAUUAAGCAGUUUCACAGUUUCUCCUCAACACCAGUUAUUUAAACCUGACUUUAACACUUACAUAAAACAUGAGGAUUCUUCAAAUCACAGUGUCUCUAGUAAUGCUUACACAGAAAAGAACAAUCACAGUUCGUCUGCUGCAGAUAAACAGAAAUUCGGAUGGUUAGAUUCGGAUUCGGACAGUAGCCCAACGAAUGACAAGACUCUAGAGUGUCUGGCACAGUGGUGUUAAAAACUGGGAAUGGUCUCUGAUGUUGAAUUGUUAAAAUUGUGACAAUUACUUAUAACGAACUGAACUGAUACAUGGUUGGAUACCCCAACCAUAUCCCCACAUGGAUUAUUAUGAAACCUACAUUGUAGAGGCUAGAAGGUACUUCACUCAGAUUUGAAAAUGCCACUAUUAUGUUUUUCAGUAAAUACAUUACACCGUUGUCAUGUUAUUAUUAUGUACAUUACACGUUUAAGUGAUAUUAUAACAUCACCGACGGCAAGACAGUGUUGACUAUUUUAAAGUUUUUUAUGUAACUUAAAGGGACGCCACCAAAUGAAAGUAUGUCAACUCUUCUCAAAUCUAUGAAGUACUUCAAUUUCUGAAGUAGUUGUAUAUAAAGACGGAGUAACAUCCCUUUAGAGCAUUAAUUUACGUAAAUAAAACGGACUAUACUUAAAUAAGCAUGCUAUUUUCUACAGUUUUAAUAAUAAUUAUCAUUUAGUGC
Mercenaria mercenaria is the source of this 1669-nucleotide messenger RNA. RefSeq names its product homeobox protein Dlx2a-like. The coding region runs from base 1 to 1185 and encodes 394 amino acids. Gene Ontology annotation, molecular function: DNA-binding transcription factor activity, RNA polymerase II-specific; RNA polymerase II transcription regulatory region sequence-specific DNA binding. The transcript has 6 exons. Gene Ontology annotation, biological process: regulation of transcription by RNA polymerase II. The record is from RefSeq and is a predicted model, not a curated record. NCBI's taxonomy places the organism in Eukaryota, Metazoa, Mollusca, Bivalvia, Venerida, Veneridae.